Messenger RNA from Caenorhabditis sp. 36 PRJEB53466, 805 nucleotides. Lineage: Eukaryota; Metazoa; Nematoda; Chromadorea; Rhabditida; Rhabditidae. The record is from the annotation of a GenBank genome assembly.
AUGUCGCUGGCUCCAUCGGCUCUCUGCCUUUUCGCAGCUCUUCUUGUCGUCGUGUCCGUUUCCGGCAAGCCACAGUCUCCGUAUGAGCUCGAGGCUCCCAUCUCCGUGAGUUCAUCCGAUCACCCGACCCCCGCGAAUUGUUUCUCGCUGCUUCUCUGAUAGCCCAGAUUCCCAUAAUGAAUUAUUAGAGAGUAGGCAGCAAAUCUCUCCGAAUAUUUCUGCAACCGGACUCCUCUUUUCCUUUCUUGCUUUUUGAUGAUGAUGUUUAUGCACACCACCUCGAAAAGGUGAAAACGGAAGGCUGGGGGGGGGUGUCAGGUUUCCGAAGUGCACGAAAUUCGAGUUUUCGGAUCAGAACCGGGUCAAACUUGCAGGCGUACAAAAGAUUCUACUCUUGGGAGGACGCGAAGAGGGGAGCUUCCAUCGAAUCCGAGGAGGGAAUGAGGAACAAGAGGAAGCAGUGAGUGAUUGGGUCCGUCCAGGGGGGUCCCCCGUGACUACUGUACUCUCUUUUCGAUGUUUCCAUUGACAAACGAAUCCAAUUUGUGUCCUCUACAUCUGAGUCGGGGGCACAAAUGAAAAGAACGUUGAGUUAUGGCCGUCUGCCUUCCCUUUCCUUUCUCUUUUCGAUGACUUGCCAGAAUGCUCCCGUUCUGCUUUCAGAUUCUACGCAUGGGCUGGAAAGCGAUCGUCCGCUCCGGUUCACUUCUUCGAAGACGCCGCCACCGCCGCCGCCGCCGCUGAACAGCAGCAAGGACCGUCGAUGGAAAAGAGGAAGCAGUUCUACGCGUGGGCCGGAAAGUAA